Molecule: messenger RNA, 630 nt
Organism: Aspergillus affinis
Lineage: Eukaryota; Fungi; Ascomycota; Eurotiomycetes; Eurotiales; Aspergillaceae
Exons: 2
Coding region: 1-630 (209 amino acids)
Source: RefSeq, a predicted model, not a curated record
AUGGACUCUCAGCAGUCGAGCGCUGUUGAGAUGGAAUCAACAAAACCGCAAGAAAGACGCGCAUCAGACGACCCCAAUGCGCGAUUCGGAUUAAAGCCGGACCAACGACUACCGUACAUCGCCCUGGCUACAUUCGGUACGGGUAUGGGCAUCGGUGCCUUCCACGGGAGUCAGACGGCCUCCUAUCGCUUUCGCGCCGAAAACGCGCACCGUUUCCCCACGACGAAUAAAGGAUGGUUUCUGUACCACAAGGAUAAAAGCAACCUGCGCUUGGUGACGGCCGUCAAGGAGGGAUUCAAGAUGGGAGGCAAGCUAGGUGCGGGCGCCCUUGCGUUCGGGUUCUUCGAAGAAACGGUGGACAAAGCCCGGAAUGACCGAGAUUUCUUGUCUACGGUCACGGCGGGAUUGACGUUCUCAGGCAUUUACAGUCUACUAGGUUGGUUCUCAGAGGCCCCCUUUGGUUUUACUUUCGCCCGACACGAUGUUUACACGGCUGCCCGCACGGCGAAGUUCGGCUUGAAGUUCGGCCUGGCAUACGGCUUGAUGCAGGACCUUCUCGAGACCCUGAAGGGCAAACGGCCCAAAUACGUUGAUUUCAUACUAGGAGAUCGCCUGUCUAAGGCGGAGUGA